Messenger RNA from Clonostachys rhizophaga, 5631 nucleotides. NCBI's taxonomy places the organism in Eukaryota, Fungi, Ascomycota, Sordariomycetes, Hypocreales, Bionectriaceae. The record is from the annotation of a GenBank genome assembly.
AUGGAGACUGACCAGCCUAAACUUCUCGAUGGGGGAUCACCCACUGAUCAUGGAGCCAAUCUAGAACAGCCCUCAAGCUCGACUAGAUCCGGAGAGGCCACGAGUGAGCGAUGGUCUCGCCCGGGUGAAGAUCCUUCCACUGAAGCUGAGCCUCCAAGGGCUGACAAAGAUACAUCCGUAGAUAUUGUAUCAGGUAUCCUUACAUCUGUCGACGAGCAAAAUGUCCAGGCAAACUUGCCAAAUGCCGAAGAAGUGUUGAUGGAUCCAACAGACACCCAUGACAAUGAGUCUGAUCGCCGCGAUGGCUCGACCAGGCUGGAAGCACUCCUAUCAUCACCCACACCGGAGCAUGGAUCCGCUUCUCUGUGGGCGGCUGCUUACAGCUCCUUGCAUGAGGAAGAUUCGAAACUUGUUGAUGAUUUCGAGUUGACCGUCUCUGGCUGGCUAGCCGCGAAGGGGUACAAAGAUCUCUCAAAUCUAAGGGAUCAUGGCUCUAAUUCUACGAGAAUUUACAAGAGAUUCUUGAAGGGCCCGCUCUAUAUUGUAUUCACAGACUUCUUGGAUGGCUUUCGUGCGCCCCAAAGAAUGAUGUCUGAGUCACCACCUACGAUCAAGCGGUCAGUAGAGGAAGCACCAAGUUCGCUGGCUGAAACGUCUUCGCUGCAAGACGGACGUAUCCUUGGAGACGCUUAUAAUGAAGAAAAGAGCUCGGAACCGUCAGACCAUGGGAGGAAGCCGUCGGAACCAGACCAACCUUCACCGUCCCAGACCAGAGAUAGACAAGUCUCGACACCGCCUGGUAUUGACGAACCGGGCUCUGGGCCAGACGAUGCCCAGGCCUUAAAACAUAUAUUCCGAAGCGCACUGCAGUCUUGCCCACAUGCCUGCUUGACUUGGACGGUGUCCUAUAUUCUCUUGGAGAGCUUAGCGGCUCGGAGACCACGAACAUCUAAAGCUCGCUCAUACCACCUGGCUAUCACCGAGAUCAUCGGCAAGGUCCAGUCAUACUCCCAGCUUUUCAAGCUGCUGUGGUGGACAGACGAAGCGAAACAGCAGAAAUUGACUGAAGGUCACCGCGUGAAAGCGUUAACCGACUUGUACAAGUCCGUUUUGUCAUUUCUACUACGUGCAGCCACACACUGCAUCCCAGAAAGCCCCAGUUAUCAUCCAGACUUUGAAGAGUCGACUCUAAGUCCCUUUCCUGACGAGAGACACUUUUUCAAAAUUUUCGAUGGAUCUCCUCUAACGCAUCGCCUCGAAGUGGCUCUAGACCUUGAAAUGGGCCAGGAACCUGACAUAUCUGAGGACAGUGACAUUGACAGAGCUAUUGCAAAGCUACACAUCGACCGGCUGCCUGCUACACUCCCGGACUCUAGCCAAAGUCACAUGCUUAGAAGCGUGUGGGACUGGGCCAGCGAUAGUAGCCAAUUCAAGGCAUUCUUUGACUGGACUGACAACCUGCGAUGUCGCGUAUUGUGGGUUGAAGGCAUACCAGGCACAGGAAAGUCGAUGCUUCUGAGGACAGCCGUCGACUUUCUUGCAACAGCUGAUUCAGCCCACGCCGAAACCAAACGACAGGUCAUAUCAUUUUUCUGUGACGACACAAAAUGGCGGCAAGGAACUGUCCUGAGCGCCGUGAAAACUUUGAUUUCUGGCUUGCUAGUCAAUCAGCCCGAACUGCUUAAGCACCUAUAUCCUGUUCUCCAUGAGGCCGUAGAUCUGAGGGCAGAGGACUCGGCUCCAUUGCUCUGCAAAGUGCUGCUCCGCAUGGUCCAGGACAAACAGUUCUGUUCAACCUAUGUAAUACUCGAUGGACUGGAGCAAUUCACUCUAGACAUAGACCAGCGCGUGCAAGCAAGAAACAUUGGGGGAAACCAAGCAAUUCAUCAUGACGGACAUGCCGUGCAAGUUUUGAAGGGUCUAAUCGCCGCAACGAUCAAACUCUCCGAUCGGAUCAAGUGGCUCGUAUCAAGUGAGCCAAGAUACUGCAAUACCGCGUUGAACUUGGGAUCGGGCCUGGCGAAUGACGGUCUCGAGCAGCGUCUGUCCUUGAGCGUAGGGAUGUCCGAGCUAGUCCAGCGAAAUGCCACCCAACGCAUCACAAGUUUGAUCGACGAGCCAGACGUCAACGGUCCGAUCACGAGUCGAGCUUCUCAGCUCCUCGAGGACGUACCAACUAACUUUCUCUGGAUCAACCUGGCUCUGGAUAUGCUUCGCACGUGUUCUACGCCUUGGAGUCUGCCGGACGUGCUCCACGAUUUUGUCGAGCAAUUCGGAACUGUGGAUAAACUUUAUCAAAGAAACUUCGGGCUCGUCAGUCUUCAGCACCCAACAGAUCAGUCCUACUGCGAGAAGCUAUUGUACACUGCCGCUGCAGCCUACCGCCCCUUGCUCAUCUCCGAGCUGGUGGCCAUCAUCAAGCUGCCAGAAGAAGUACAAAUCUCAAUCCUAAUCAGCAAGCUACUGCCUGCUUUUCUCGAGAUCAGCGAGGACAGGGUCUACUUCAAACAUCUUUCUUCCCGCAUUUUUGUUCAAAAUGAAAUGAAGAAAGAUCUUAACAUCAUCUGUAUACGUCACCACAUCCCAACAAAACACUGUAAAGAUUGUAACAUCGCCUUUAAGCAUCACCGCAUCCUAGCAGAACACUCUCUCAAGACUAUUCUUAGUAGUGUUGGCUGUACACACAGUGAGGUGAACUCUGAAGCAUGCACAGCCGAGCCAGGGACGGGGUCUGAGUACUCGUGGUCAAUCUGGCCAAGGCACUUGAGUGAACUGUAUAGCAACGUUGCCGAGGCUGCAGCAGUCAUUCAUCUCGCAGAGCAUCUCUCGACCAUCCAUCUUAUCAGAUGGCUGCAGCAUCUGGCUAAUAAGGAGCUCUUACACGAGGCCGUAUCGGAAAUGUUUUGUCUUGCUAACGAAGCGAGAAGUGCUUUGUUCACAGAUACGCAUGCUCUGAUGUCUGUGUAUUAUGACGAAUGGUUGAGUCAAGUGAACUCGAUGACGGGGAAUCCCACUCAGGCUGCUGAAGAGAGAGUGAAGCGCGAGUUGCUGUUUUCUGACGAGUAUCCCGUUCUGGGUGGAAUAUUGAGGCCACUUCUAUUCCCUCAUCUGAAAAGCUUGUUCCAGACCGGAUCAUCUGCGUCACCUCUGCGCCAACUUGUUCACAGCGAUUGGGUUCGCGGCUGUUGCUUCUCUCCAGACGGAGAAUUGGUGGUUUCUGUCUCCGACGAGGCGUACAUCAGGCUCUGGGACACACGAUCCUGGAAACUGCAGGACAUCAUGGGUAAGUAUGACGAAUAUGCUCUUGGAGCUGUUAUGUCUCCGGUGCCCGAAAGUGCCCCCGGGAACUUCUGGUUGGCGGCUUUCGACAGGAAGCACAUCCGUGUAUGGAACGUGGGUACUGGCGCCUUAGUGAAGACUCUAUCUUACGCCGAUGUAAACAGCAAGGGUGACUCUUCAGACUUUUCAGACUGCGACAUUGAAAGCAUUGCCCUCGCUCCUCAAGGGGAUCUUCUGGCUGCUGUUAUGGGUGGGAAGUUAGUACUCUGGUCGCUCCCUGAGGCAUCAGAUGGCAGAGUACUCGACAAAGGCGUCAACUCCCCAUUGAGGCGCAUCGUAUUCGCACCGAGCAAGAGGCUUCUUGCUGCCAGCUUUUCGGACAAGAUCAGGGUUUGGGAUCUGGAAGAUGGUGCCGGUCGUCUCGUGUGCUCUCUGCCCAAAGAGGCAAAGGUCGAUCCCCCUGAGAACGAGCCGGUUGGUGAAACAACCUUCCCAGAAGACCCCGCAAAGACUGAAGAUACUGGAAACGUCCUAAAUACUGGUGAAGCGACCACUGAAUUGGUAGAGCUCUCGAGUGAUCUUGGUCCCAACGGCACUGGCCAUUCGGCCUACAUCGACGGGCUUGCUUUCUCUCCCAACUCCAAGCUUCUCGUCUCAGGAUCUGACGACACAACAGCACGGAUCUGGGAUCUUGGGGAGGGCAGAUCGAUAUGCACCUUAAGUUUUGACUCAUCUCAGAUCAACAGCGUUGGCUUCUCCCAUGACGGCCGGCGUCUGGUCACAGGCUCGCAAAACGGCAGCAUGGCUAUCUGGGCGCCAUCAUUGCCGGAUGGCUGGGAGGCCCUUAAGGCUCGAGAAUACCCGGAACAAGUGUUUUUCGAGCAUGACCGCGGUGUAUCUAUGCUCUCAUUUAGCCCUCAUAAGCAAAACGGCGACCUGAUAGCAUCCUCUUCUUACGACAGUCGUUUACAGAUAUGCCGACUCAACAAAAUUGACAAUGACUCGGACGCAGGCGGGCCAGAGUCGUCAGGUACCCAAGUGAAAGGACACCGAGAGCCAGUGGUAUCAGUGGCCGUGUCUGAUUCCGGGAACUUGAUUGCGGCUGCCUCGCGAUCUGGCCACAUCUUGCUCUGGACAAUGGUCUCUGAGCGCGGCCAGUGCUCGAUCGUUCCGCGCAGCAAUGGGACAGAAUUUCAUCACAAUGCUUACGUAUCCAUGAUGAGAUUUUCACCCGACGAAAAGAUGCUGGCUACGGGAGGAAGUGACGGUAGGGCUAUCGUCUGGGUCAUCUCGGCAAAUGGGAUGACUCCAACGCUGCUGUUGGAGCACAGCGACUAUGUGCAGGCGAUCCAGUUCAAUCCCAAUGGGCAGAUGCUUGCCACGGGCGAGGACGAUGGCACAGUACGGCUCUUUUCCCUUCCCGAUGGGCUAGCCGAUGGCAACUCCGAACCGCUCAACCAACACCCUCCCAAGCAAGACUCAGUUGCCCCCGAUGUUGAACCUGACGAGCGUAGGGAACCUCCGCAACCCUCAGAUUCCCCAACUGGAUCCAGACCUUUUCCUUGGAAACCGACGAGAACCUUCAAGGGGCACACAGACUUCGUUCGGGGUGUCGCCUUCUCUCCAGACUCAAAGACAUUGGCCUCGUGUGGCCACGACGAGCACGUCCUGAUAUGGUCGAUAGAAGAGGAAGAAGUCGAGAAAGCACUUUUGCACGACAUGUAUGACAGUAAUCAGGGCUUUGGAAGGCUAUACAGCGUCGUGUUCGUUAAGGAUAACACCAAGGUCUUGUCGUGCUCGCAUGGUGGAAAGAUUGCCCUCUGGGACCUAGAAGCGAAGGAGGGUGCCUGGUGUCGUGUACUGCAGCAAGACGACGUGGAUGCCUACAGAUCGAUGCGCAUCGACCCCGGGUUGCCAAACUUCUUUUUCACCGAGGUCGGCGCAGUGCGAUAUAGCCUUGAUGAUGGGGAAGGGGCCGACGAGCGUUCGUCUGAGGACUACGAUCGUCCUCCUGGUUGGCCUCUACUGCGUACCGACUGGCAGACGAGCGAGAUUUUCUGGGGCAAGGGGGAGAAUGAAGAAAAGAUCACUGUGCCCCCUUGGCUAAGACUUCGGGGCCCUGCUCUCUGCUACUACGUUCCUCGCAACAAAGUCAUUGUGGGAUGCCUUACGGGCCAGAUCCUAGUUUUUGAAUUCAACGACGAUACUAGGCUGUCCUUAAAUGAGCGGGGUGCCGAGAGGGAAGGUCUCGAAGCACAUGGACAUUGUCAGGGCCCAGACCAGCAGAUGGAGGUGCCCUCUGAAGUUGCAGGAAUUGACAAGGAAGAUGCAGAACAUGUUGAAGAAGUCUAA